Punica granatum (pomegranate) is the source of this 2503-nucleotide messenger RNA. The record is from RefSeq and is a predicted model, not a curated record. NCBI's taxonomy places the organism in Eukaryota, Viridiplantae, Streptophyta, Magnoliopsida, Myrtales, Lythraceae.
UUCUCUUACUCUGCCUUUGAAAUCUCCGGAGACCGCCAAAGGCUGCGGCUCGUUUCAUUCUGCCAUUCCUCCCGGCCGCCUUCGUCUCUUCCCGGAGUUCAGCCAGCUCAAUCCCACCCAUGGCGGCAGCUGGGGGAAGCGUCUUUGCCUCUGGCUUUCCCCCGGGCAUUCCCCGUCACUCCUAUCCAGCUCCGAGAGCUCGCCGGCUGGCACUCAUCAGCUCCACUCAACGACUAUUUGCUGUUUCGACAGCUGAGCAGCUGCCCUCUGCUCCUACUUCUGUCCCGGGUCCGACUCCGACUACGGAAGGUGAGUUGGGUCAGAACAGGAGGCAUUGGAAGGACAGGGAGCCCAAUGGAAGCGCGGCAGCAUCGCCGUUCAUGGAGGAUGAAGGAUCAGAGUUAGAGGGGAAGAAGAGGUUGGAGGACUUCUUUGACCUCGCCAAGGAUUUGAUCAGAUCAGCCGGUGGACUGCCGCGGUGGUUCUCUCCUCUGGAGUGCGCGUCUCGCAUCAAUAAUUCUCCUCUGCUCCUCUAUCUGCCCGGAAUCGACGGUACUGGAGCUGGGCUCGCUUCGCAGCACAAGAAGCUCGGGAAGAUUUUCGACGUUUGGUGCUUGCACAUUCCAGUUAUGGAUCGAACACCAUUUACAGAUCUUGUAAAAUUGAUCGAGAAGACAGUGAAAUCAGAGAGCCACAAUUCGCCGAAUAGACCUAUUUAUCUUGUUGGAGAAUCACUGGGAGCAUGCCUCGCACUAGCUGUAGCAGCACGUAACCCCGACCUUGAUCUCGUACUCAUCUUGUCUAACCCAGCAACAUCUUUCAAUGCAUCACAAGCACAAUCUCUCGUACCUUUGCUGGAAAUCAUGCCGGAUCAAGUCCAACUUACCCAUCCUUACUUACUCAGUUUAAUGAGAGGUGAUCCUUUGAAUACUCUGAGGGCCACUUCGGAGAAAGCACUCCCACCACAAGAAAUGGUGGCGGAGCUGUCGAAGGACCUCUUAAACAUGUCGGCUUUUAUCUCUGUUCUUGCUGAUAUUCUACCCAAGGGAACAUUUCUAUGGAAGCUUCAGAUGCUUAAGUCGGCUUCAGCAUAUACGAAUUCACGCCUUCAUGCAGUUAAAGCACAAACUCUAUUGCUUAUCAGUGAAAGGGAUCAGCUGCUGCCAAGUCAAGCUGAAGCUUCACGGCUCUAUCGUGCAGUGCCAGGAUGUGAGAUUCGUAGAUAUGAGGAGAAUGGUCAUUUCCUCUUCUUGGUCUGUCUUCCUGCUCUCUCUCUCUCUCUCUCAGAAAACCAGGAAGAUGGCAAUGGCAUUGACUUAGUAACUACAAUCAAGGGUGCUACUUUCUACCGUCGCGGCAAGAGCCAGGAUUACAUAUCAGAUUACUUGCCACCAACCCAUUCCGAGUUCAUAAAGCUCUAUGAAUCAAGCAAAUGGUUUAAUGACAUGACCGCCCCUGUCAUGCUGUCAACUCUGGAGGAUGGGACAAUCGUCAGAGGCCUCGCCGGGAUCCCUUAUGAGGGGCCAGUUCUCCUCGUGGGCUAUCACAUGUUACUAGGACUGGAAAUCAUCCCUUUGAUGACUCAGUUUUUGAUUGAGAGGAACAUACAUUUGCGUGGGAUAGCGCAUCCUAUGUUGUUCCCCAAGUACAAGGAACAUGGCAGCACCCUCAGCCCAUUUUUUUACGAUGCUUUCCACAUUAUGGGCGCUGUUCCUGUCUCAGGAGCGAACUUAUUUAAACUUUUCUCGAGGAAGUCUCACGUCCUACUGUACCCUGGCGGCGCACGUGAAGCCCUUCAUAGGAAGGGUGAAGAAUACAAGUUAUUUUGGCCGGAACAGGCUGAAUUCGUCCGAAUGGCAGCAAAAUUUGGAGCCAAAAUAGUACCCUUUGGGACUGUCGGAGAAGAUGAUAUUGGCCAGGUCGUUCUUGAUUAUGAAGACCUCAUGAAGAUCCCAUAUUACAGGGAUCAGAUAAGGCGCAAUACUGAGGGGAAUGUAAAGCUGAGGACAACUGCCACGGGAGAGGUAGCAAACCAAGAUAUGCACCUUCCAGGAGUUAUGCCGAAGAUCCCGGGUCGGUUCUACUAUCUCUUCGGUAAACCAAUAGACACUGAAGGGAGGAAGCAGGAACUGAAGGACAGGAAGAAAUCCCACGAAUUGUACCUCGAAGUCAAGUCCGAGGUCGAGAGAUGCAUCGCCUACCUUCAAGAUAAGAGAGAAGGCGACCCUUACCGAAGCAUCUUCUCUAGACUUGUUUAUCAGACUGUUAAUGGCUCUUCAUCCGAUAUUCCAACAUUCGAGCUGUGACUUCGACUAAGCAUAGUGAUGCGGCAGAAAACGGACAAUUUUAUAUUAGUCGGGCUUUUUUGCAAUUUUUAGGAAAUAAUUUAUUUCCUUCGUUAUAAUUUCGUUUAAGUCUAUUUAAGCGGUGUAAGCCCUAGGCAUAAAGACAGUUGUCUUUUUGAUCAUUCAAUAAAAUUUGGAGCUACUGUGCUCUUUGCCAA